Molecule: messenger RNA, 2994 nt
Organism: Trichoderma citrinoviride
Lineage: Eukaryota; Fungi; Ascomycota; Sordariomycetes; Hypocreales; Hypocreaceae
Product: CBF-domain-containing protein
Exons: 4
Coding region: 1-2994 (997 amino acids)
Cellular component (GO): nucleus
Source: RefSeq, a predicted model, not a curated record
AUGGCCAAGCAUUCGAAAAAGGCCAAAGGGCCGCAGCGCCCUCACAACGGUGCGGCUGAGCUUCAGAACGGCCUGAGCCAGAUCACCUCACAGAUCGAGGCGAAACUGAACGGCAAUCCCUACAAGCGAAAGAAUCCGCCCACGGAAGCCUCUGGGAAGCAGAAGCAGCGGAAGCAGCGCGAUUCCGAGGCUGCGCCGCCCGCGAAAGGCUCCAAGCCCGAUGACGACGACGCCAUUCUGGCCGAGAUCAAGGCCCUGGGAGGCGACGAGGAUGACUGGCGCCUGAUCAACGAGGUCGCUUCGGACGAUGAGGCGAUUGCUUCCGAGUCAAAGGCGCCGGUAGACAAGCGCCUGAAGGACGAACUGGCAGCUCUGUCAAAGGAGCUCGGCUUUUCUGGACUUGCGCCGGCAGAUGCUAGCGACGAGGAAGAAGAGGAAGACGACGAGGAUGAUGAAGCGGAAGAGGAAGACGACGACGAGGGGGCACAGAACCAUAUCAAGGCGGACGACAGCAAGAGCAAAACCAACGGCAAGACCAACGGCAAAAACACCAAGGAGCCCAAGGAAAAGGGCCCUGCAGAGAACGACAUGCGACGUGUCGAAGGCCUGAUCUUCGAGCCGCGCGCAGACUGGCACGCUGCGAGACUCGCCGCCCUGCCGGCGCCUACGGUGGACGAUAUUGGCCCCUUCAUGUCGGCCAUCAACUCGCUCAAGGAGCACGGAAAAUACCUGCUGGAGACGGAGGCGGCCAAGUACAGAACGACCAUCUUUGCGUCCUCGUCCCACAAGUUCCUUGCCACCAUCAUGACGUCCGGUACUCUUACAGACAAGAUCUCCGCUCUCACCCUGGCUUGUCAAGAGUCUCCCGUCCACAACAUCCGCGCCUUCGACUCCCUGAUGAACCUGGCGUCCAAGAAGAGCCGAGCGCAAGCCAUUGAGGCUAUAGGGGCACUCGUGGAUAUGCUUGGGCCUGGCACGCUGCUGCCAUCCGAUAGGAGGCUGAGGACGUUCCAAGCUCAGCCGGGGCUUCUGGGCUCACUUCAGCGGGCUUCCGUCAAGACCUGGGCGCCAAGCCAGCCGUUGCCUGGGAAAAUCACACAAGCACACCUGAUAUCUUGGGCGUACGAAGACUGGCUGAAGGAGACCUACUUCAAGAUUAUUCAGCUCUUGGAGGUCUGGUGCUCUGACGAGAUUGAGUAUUCCCGAAUCAAGGCCGUCGACUUCGUCUACGCCCUGCUCAAGGACAAGCCGGAGCAAGAGUCGAACCUCCUGACCCUCCUGGUGAACAAGCUCGGCGAUCGCGACCGGAAAAUCUCGUCACGGGCCUCCUAUCUCCUCCUCCAGCUGCAAAACUCUCACCCCGGCAUGAAGCCAGUCAUUGUGCGGACAGUGGAGCAGGAGAUUCUUCUCCGACCCUCGCAAGACCAUCGCGCACGCUACUACGCCAUCAACACUCUCAACCAAACCAUUCUUUCGAGCAAGGAGCCCGCCGUGGCCGAGUCUCUGCUUCGAAUCUACUUUGACCUCUUCGCUACGAUCCUCAAGACAGGCAAGCUCGGGAUGCCGAUAGAAGAUGAGUCUGGCAAGGGCAAGAAGCCUGGCAAGGGCCCGUCACCUGGGAAGCAAGCCGGUCAGAGAAAGCCGGCAGCCCCUUCGGUCCCAGAGGCCGAAGCAACUGACAAGCUUGUUUCUGCCCUGUUGACUGGUGUCAACCGCGCCGCACCCUUUGUUGGCACCAACGACAUGAUUAUGGAGCGCCAUCUCGACACGCUCUUCAAGAUUGCACACUCUUCCAACUUCAACACCGGCAUCCAGGCCUUGCUCCUGAUUCAGCACCUCUCCGCGGCGAGAAAUCUCGCCAGCGACCGUUUCUACCGGACGCUGUACGAGUCGCUGCUUGACCCUCGUCUCAUCACCUCUUCGAAGCAAGCGCUCUACCUGAACCUGCUGCUGCGCGCGCUGAAGAACGAUGUCGAUGUGCGAAGAGUCAAGGCUUUCGCCAAGCGAAUGCUGCAGGUGGCCGGCCUUCAUCAGCCCCCUUUUAUAUGCGGCUUGCUAUAUGUCAUCUCCCAUCUGAGGCAGUCAUUCCCAGACAUUUCGACUUUGGUUGAGGAGCCCGAAGAAUCCGUGUUUGACGACGAAGAGCCUGAAAACCGACCGACGUACGAUGGAAGGAAAAGGAACCCGGAGCACAGCAACGCCCACAGAAGUUGCCUAUGGGAAGUGAUUCCGAUCCAAAGCCACUUUCACCCUGCUGUCAGCAAGUUUGCCUCUUCGCUGUUGGAUAGGAAGUCGAAAAUGCUCAAGCCGGAUAUGGAGAGCCACAGUCUCAUCAGGUUCCUGGAUAAGUUUGUCUACAGGAAUGCAAAGGCCACCGAUUCACGCGGUGCAUCCAUCAUGCAGCCUCUCAAGGCCGCCAAGGACAUUGGCGACAUCUGGCUGGGCAGCGGGCGCACCAGCUCGUCCACGACGCAAGUCAACUCGGCUGCCUUCUGGAACAAGAAGGCGGAGGACGUUGCCGCGGAAGAUGUCUUCUUCCACAAGUACUUCCAGCACGUCUCCAAGGAGGCCAAGGAGCCUGCGAAGAAGGCGUCAGCGGCGGCUGGCGAAGACGGCGAUGAGGAUGCGGAAGAGGAUGAGAUCUGGAAGGCGCUGGUCAAUGCUCAGCCCGACAUUGAUGAGGAUGCCUCCGAUGCUGGAUUCGACGACAUGGAUGACCUGGACAUGGGUUCUGACGACGAUUCCUCGCCUGCCCUGUCGCUCGACGAGGCCGAUGACGACGAGGACGACGACGACGUUAGUGUGGAGUUUGGCGACGAGGACGACGAGGAAGCAUCCGACGACGACGACGGCUUGGUCGCUCCCGACGUGGCUGAUGAAGACGAGGAGAAGGGAGACAAGCGCAAGGCUCGGAGGAAGAUGCUCAAGGGCCUGCCCACGUUUGCGUCCGUGGACGAUUACGCGGAGCUGUUGGCUGGAGAGGAGGACUUGUAG